Phragmites australis (common reed) is the source of this 4661-nucleotide messenger RNA. RefSeq lists its product as uncharacterized. The record is from RefSeq and is a predicted model, not a curated record. Gene Ontology annotation, biological process: DNA recombination; DNA repair; DNA replication. Lineage: Eukaryota; Viridiplantae; Streptophyta; Magnoliopsida; Poales; Poaceae. Gene Ontology annotation, cellular component: nucleus. Gene Ontology annotation, molecular function: DNA binding. Bases 159 to 1115 code for a protein of 318 amino acids. The transcript has 8 exons.
UUUGUUUCUUCCCCUUUGCGAUUGAAUCUCGGUGGCUUACUGCUCCUGGUUCGUUGCUGUUGAUCGGCUUGAUAUAUACAUUUUUCCCUCACUGUGUCCCUUUCUUUUUUGAGCCGGUUCAGAGAGAGGGGGGGGGGGGGCGGAAAAGAAAACAGAAGAUGCAGUGUAAACUCAGUUUCUUUUUUCCCUUUUUUAUUUUGCUUGUGUUUGGUUACCUAUUGCAGCAGGGAGUGGCGAAGCUGGAUUUGUUGUGCUGUGCUCUUCGCCGCCCCAUCAGGUUUUGGUAUUUUAAUUUUGUUCGCCCCUGCGUCCGUUUUCCUUUUUUUGAGCCGGUUCACAGAGAGAGGGAAAAAACAGAAGAUGCAGUGCAAACUGAGCUUCGUUUUUCCCCUUUUUGUUUUGUCUGUGGUUGGUUACCUAUCGCAGCAGGGAGUGGCGAAAUCCGAUUCAUUGUGCUGUGCUCUUCCCCCCCGCGUGUGCAUCUACUACACCAAAAGGGAAGCAAACGGAUAUUUCUUGCAGAUUUCUCCUAUUUGUGCCUUUUGGUUUAUUGCCAUUGUAGUUGCUCGUGUUGCUCUAUCCGCGAGGUGUGUGCCGUAGCAUCAAGUCUACUGCUUUUGGUUUGUUUCCAUUGUACCUGUUCGAAUUGCUCUAUCCGCAAGGCGUGUGCCAUAGGAUCAAGCCUGCUGAUUUUGCUAAUGGAGACGCAUCCAACCCAGCCACACGAUGAUUCCAAUGCUGCACCAUCAUCUUCACGUGGGCAACCCAUACGGUCUAAGAGCGCGCUUCACAGAAGACGAAGUGACCUUGCACAGCACGCUGCAUAUCACUGCCCCUUAAUUUUGAACCCAGCUGAAUGCCGUUGUAAACGGCGAAGAUUACUAGAUCAGCAAAGACUCGCUAUAACAGGUGAACAAUAUCAAUCUUCAACACUUUUAGCUUGCGCCUUGUCGUGUUUGCCAACACUACCUAAGCCAUGUUAUUCACAUGCGAUUUUAGGUCCAUUAAAUAACAAUGCACCAUCGUUAGAAUGUGGACGGUUCAACCAAGAUUAUAUUGAUGCGUUAAAAGGUACGUGUGUUCACCAUGUUAUGUUAGUGGUGCCCAUAAUAUGAUUAGAUCUCCAGAUAUAGCUUCAGCUUUUUCCAUUGCCCCCCCUCUGUUUCAGCUUUUGUUUGCACCUAAUGCAAAUAGAUGUUUAAUAACUUAUUACACCAUCAUGCUCAUUACCUUGCUGAUGAUUUCUUUUCGUCCUUUGUGUUUUCCUACGAUGGUGCCACCCUAUGUUACAUGAUAGUUUAUCCUCCAAUGCAAAUAUAUUACUAUAUAGCUUCUUAUCCCCAUCGCUCCUAUUUUGGUGCACCUGAUUAUGAGUGUAGAUAUUGUCAUGCUACAUUUGGCUGAGAGAGAGGGUAAAAUCUGAUACAUCGAUAAAAAAUAAUAGAAUAAUUUACAAUUCUUGCUGUAAGGGAGGCAAAAUCUGUAUACCGCCUUUUGCAGAGCGACCUGAACCCCUAAAUAGCUUGGUUUGAUUCGGUGGCGAUGCUCGCUCCAAUUUUUUUUUGAAAAAUAUACGCCAAUAUAACUGUCUAUUUGCUUUCACAUCAAUGGGAGCACACAUAGAUCGCUCUAUGAAUGAUGGCCGGGGUCCACCUGUUUUCAAAAUUAAUGGUCAAGUCCACCACCGCAUUGGAUCUCUACUACCGCAUGAUGGAAGUCCUCCUAAAUUCAUACAACUGUACAUUUAUGAUACUACCAAUGAAGUUAAAAAUAGAUUAUAUGCUUUAAAUCCAGACGAAAGGCCUGCCGAGCCUUUAGAUCCAAAGAUAAUUGAAGAUCUAAUAAAAAUGCUAGAUAAUCACAAUCCAUUUGCGAAGAAAUUCAGGGCUGCAAGAGAUAGGCUCGUAGAUUCUGCCAGCGAAGAAUUCAUUAUUAGGAUCAUAGGUGCAAAAGAAGGUGAUCCCGUUCAAUAUAACUUACCUACAACUGAUCAACUUGCUAUGCUUAUAGUAGGUGACUUUACAUUAGACACAUUCAAGCGAGACAUAGUGAUACAAACCUAUGCUGGUGAACUGCAACAGAUAUCUGCGUUACACCCUGCUUACAUGCCACUUCAGUAUCCCCUUCUCUUCCCAUAUGGUGAACGUGGUUUUCAAAUUGGAGUACCUUAUGCCGGUAUCAACCCCUCUUCCACAAGAGUGCGUGCUAAAAUAACAAUGCAAGAUUACUUUCGCUACAUGUUACACUAUAGAAAAAAUCAGCCAAAUCCAUAUCUAUGCUACGGUGCUCUAUCGAGCUAAGCUAAGGUUGAUGCUCGUGCAUGCAUAGACGAGUUAAGACUAUGGUACAUACUUAGGAACCAAGCCAACCUUAGAGUCGAAAACUUGCAAGGCAUAACUGACGCUGUUAGUCGUGGUUGUAUAGAUGGCAAUGAGAUUGGCAAGACCGUGUUACCAGCUUCACACACUGGUGGUAGACGAUAUAUGAUCCAAAAUUAUCACGAUAGUAUAGCGAUAUGCAGAGUGUAUGGCCCACCAGAUUUCUUCACAACGUUUACAUGCGAUUCAAAAAGGCCUGAAAUCUCUGAAGCAUUGAGUUUUGAGCCAGGUCAAAAACCAACGGACAGAGCCGAUAUUAUUGUCAGAGUAUACAACAUGAAACUUGAAGAACUUUUAGAAGAUAUAAAAAUAGGUGCGGUGUUUGGCGCUAUAAAUGCAGGUGUGUAGUACUAUUUACACCAUGUAUUUCCAAAUAUUCUUUGCUACCGAUUCAAAAUUGCCAUAUAUUAUUUUGUAUUCUUACUAACACGAUGAAUUUGCCCUCACACCUCCAGUGCUGCACACUGUCGAAUUUCAGAAACGUGGACUGCCCCAUGCGCACAUUAUUACAUGGGUCUCCCAUGACACGUCACAGCCAACACCAUCACUCAUUGACUCAUACAUAAGCGCACAAAUUCCAGACCCAAAGAUUGAUCCCCUAGGAUACACAUUAGUUGCUGAACACAUGACGCAUGGUCCGUGCGGUCAAAACCACCAAGAUAGUCCCUGCAUGAGAAACGGCAAAUGCUCAAAAGGAUACCCUAAGUCUUUCCAAGCUGAAACCACGGUUGAUGAAAACGGCUUUACAGUCUACAAAAGACCUGAUGAUCACCGCUACAUUCAAAAAGGAAAUGUAAAAUUGGACAACCGAUGGAUAGUACCGUAUAAUAUCUCCUUGCUAAAAAAAUUCCAAGCACAUAUCAAUGUAGAGUGGUGUAACAAAACUGUAUUUAUCAAAUAUCUAUUCAAAUAUGUGACAAAGGGUCCAGAUUGUGGUAAGGUCUACAUUGAGAGAAUAAGAAAUGGACAGGAUGCACCAUACGAUGGUGACACUCAAACCAUAAAUGAAGUUAAGGAAUACUUAGAUUGUCGCUACAUCUGCGAGCAAGAUGCAUGUUGGCGCAUAUUUGCAUUCGAUAUCCAUAAGCAUUUCCCCUCUGUUCAAAGACUACCGCUACAUUUGCCAAAUGAAAACAACAUAACAUAUAAUGCUAAUGCUAAUCUAGCUAAUGUCAUUUCACAAGAAUUCUUACGUAAAACCAUAUUGACUGAAUGGUUUGUGGCAAACCAAACAUAUCCCCAAGGAAGAGACCUAACAUACUGUGAAUUUCCCUCAAUGUGGCGAUGGGAUGAAACACUACGAAUAUGGCAUCCGAGGCAAAUCGGAACAAGCAUAGGUCGUUUAUAUUAUGUACAUCCAUCUGCUGGCGAGCGUUAUUACCUUAGAAUGUUAUUGAUGGUUGCUAAAGGCGCACAAAGCUACGAUGAUAUCAAAACAUACAAUGGUAUUAGACAUCCGACAUUUAAACAAGCAUGCAACGCACGCGGCCUCCUUGGUAAUGAUCAGGAAUGGUACAAUGCUUUUGACGAAGCAGCAACCUGGGCUACUUCUAUGCAGCUUAGACAAUUAUUUGUCACAAUGCUACUAUUUUGUGAAGUCAAUGAUGAAUACACAUUCUUUGAAAAGGUCUGGCAAGCAUUGGCAGACGAUAUUCAAUAUAGGUUUAGAGAGGCUAUCAACAACCCAAAUUAUCAAAUGCCUACAAACCAAUUGAAAGACCAUUUACUUGAUGACCUUUCAACUUUGUUCGCAAAAAAUGGGGGCAGAAUUAGAGACUACAACUUACCAGAUAAGACAUCUAGCUAUCAAACGACGUGUACCAACCGACUUAUAGAUGAAGAAUUGUCAUACGACACUGACCAAUUACUGCUUGAAUCUAACGAUUUAGUCUCAAACCUUAAUGAUGAACAACAUCAUGCCUUCAAAUCCAUAGUACACGCAGUAAUUAACAAUGCUCUUGCCUUCUUCUUUGUAUCUGGUUAUGGAGGUACUGGUAAAACCUAUUUAUGGAACGCUAUAGUAACAUACUUGCGAGCUCGUAAAAAAAUUACACUUACAGUUGCUUCCUCAGGCGUCGCAUCACUGCUAUUGCCAGGUGGUAGAACAGCUCAUUCACGCUUCAAAAUUCCUUGUGACAUAGACGAUUCUACUAUCUGUGACAUCAAGCGAGGGACUAUGCUUGCUGAACUUAUAGAGGCAGCGUCAUUAGUGAUUUGGGAUGAGGCUCUUAUGACACAUAGAACAGCAUUCAAACCACUGGAUAGAACAUUGCGUGAUUUAUU